UUGGGCGUGAUUGUUCGUGAGCCUUUUUUCGUGAUCCCGGACGAGGGCUUGGACGCCGUCGGUUUGGAAGGCUUUUUGACCUGGCCUUGCGCCAUAUUGCAGGUUUGGUGAUGCAAAAGCCACCACUUACACUGACAAUUUCCUAUGUCAGCGACGUUAUCACUGUGGAAAUAAAUCUGAGAUGGCGCAGUCUGAGGCGAACACGAGGGAGUGGUUCUCAGUCAACCCCAAUUUAGAGGGUUGGCACUGGGAAGCUAGUUCUCUAGUGCUCACUAAUUAUCACAGCAUCAAAAAGCCUCUAUUCUUGUCUGUGUUCCAGACUUCCCGCUUGCAGCAGCCCUGCUUCCCCGUUAUUACACUAGUCCUUACCAUUCUACUAUCAAGGCGCAUACCUAGGUACAUUUCGGCAACAUGGGAUAUCAGUCUGGCAGCGUUUUGUCGCUCGCGAUCAGGCACAACCUCCCCGGCUCUUGUUCUGGCCCCGAAAUCGCGUCUGAGAAGUUCACAAAUCCUCCCUGUGUCGCCCGGGUCGAGUCAUGUCGCCAUGUCGCCAUAUCGCUUCUCGACUCGACGAGGGUUCAAAGCAAUGAGCAUGCAACCGACAGCUUCUCGGGUCCUAGACCACUAUCUACCACCUCGUCUGUACUGUGUAGUUCCAGGUCGGGCCGUCUCGGAGCACGCCACUACCAGGUACCCUUGCCAUGUGCCAUUGGGCAGGUUAACACAAGCAGACCUCAUGGCUGGUCUGACUACCUAGCCAAGGACAAACUCUGCUGCAGGAGUCCUUUACUGCUCGAACAUGGUUUGUUCGCUCCUGGGCAUGGCUGUACCUUCCAAGUAGGAGGAUACCGCCGCCACGAGCCUCAACAGCAGUAUAAUCAGGGACACUAUUGGCAAUGGCGCAUCGGCUCCAAGAUUCAGUCCAUUCACGUCUGCCAUUUCCCGAAGCUAAGACCUAGGUCCAAACGACAGGAGGUUAUCCUUGCGUGGCGAGGACUUAGCGGCAGGAAUAUCCUGGCUUCAACGAGGGUCCUCUUCACCUCAACGGGUUGUGGUAUGCAGAUGCUCGCCCUACGUUAGUGAGGCACGUUCUGCUGUCCGAAUUUCAUGACCAGACCCUUCUAGCACGAGACUGAAAUUUUUGCCAGUCUCAACCUCUUCCCUCUUCUUGUUUUCUUCUGCAAAUACGGCUCUGAAUAUUUUCUUUUCUUUUCAUCGUGGAAGUUGGUUUCAGUUGGAUUAGCAAAGUGUGACCUGAUCAAGAUGGACGCUGCGAAGUCUCACGACUCAUCGCACUCGGCGCGAGAGCUUAACUCUUUUGAUGGCAUUGAGGAUGAAGGUGGUCACUACAACGAUGUCGGUAUUCUGGACAAGGGAUACACGUCCAAAGACCAAAGGGACAUGCAACGUAUGGGCAAACGUCAAGAACUGAUACGGAAUUUCCGUCCUUUGUCUGCUCUGGCCUUUACUGCUCUGCUCCAAGCAACAUGGGAAUUUACCUUGAUCGCAAAUACUCAGGUCCUCGUCUGUGGAGGUCUUGCCGGGUUCUUCUGGACGUACGUUUGGACCUUCUUCGGGUUCGGUAUUGUCAUGACUUCUCUCGCCGAGAUGGCCUCUAUGUGCCCGACAAGCGGUGGACAAUACCAUUGGGUCUCGGAAUUUGCUCCUCCAGAAUAUCAGAAGGGCCUCAGCUAUCUCACCGGGUGGAUGUCGACCUUGUCCUGGCAGGCGGGCACUGCAUCGGGGUCGUUUCUGACAGGAACCAUCAUCCAGGCACUUAUCCAGAUUAACAACCCUGACUAUGAACCCAAAGCAUGGCAAGGAACGUUGCUGGUAUUUGCUAUGGUGCUUGUGCUCUGGUUUGCCAACACUUAUGGAGCUCGGGACCUGCCGCUGGUUCAAAAUGUCCUGCUCAUAGUCCACGUCUUUGCAUUCUUGGCCACAAUCAUUGUUCUGUGGGUGAUGGCUCCUCGGAACUCGGCCGAGGUCGCCUUCACCCAAUUUACCAACAAUGGCGGGUGGUCAACAAUGGGCCUUGCCUUAAUGGUCGGUCAAAUCUCAGUCAUCUACGGCUCCCUUUGCUCCGACUGCACGGCCCACAUGGCCGAAGAGGUCAAGGACGCGGGCCGCAACGUUCCCAACGCCAUGUUCUGGGCGUAUGUCUCGAACGGAAUCUUGGGCUUUAUCUUGGUCAUCACCUACAACUUCACCAUGACCGAUGUCGAUUCCGCUCUUGACGAUCCCACAGGAUACCCUUUUAUCUGGCUUUUCAAGCAGGCCGUGUCACUCCGUGGCGUCAACGCGCUCACAAUCAUCAUCCUUAUCCUCGUCAUCGCGUCCAACAUUUCGUUCAACGCAUCGACUUCAAGACAGACAUUCGCCUUUGCGCGUGACCAUGGGCUGCCGUUCUCCCGCUGGCUCGGCACCGUUCAUCCGAAAUUGCACAUUCCUCAGAACGCCGUGACAGUGACUUGCAUUUGCAGCUGUCUGUUGGCUCUCAUCAACAUCGGCAGCGAGACCGCCUUCAAUGCAAUCAUCUCCUUGCAGGUGUGCGCCCUCAUGUUCAGUUACACCAUCUCCAUUUCUUGUGUUCUUUAUCGUCGACUAUAUUAUCCGGAGCUGCUUCCCAAGGCCCGCUGGAGCUUGGGCAAGCUGGGUAUCCCUAUCAACGCCAUCGGCAUUGUCUAUUCCAUCUUCGCCUUCUUCUGGAGCUUCUGGCCUAAUGAGACGCCUGUCGAUGCCGAAACCUUCAACUGGGCCAUCGUUCUUUUCUUCAGCACAAUGAUCAUCUGUGGGGUAUUGUAUUUGGUCCGUGGCCGGAAGGUCUAUACUGGUCCUGUGGUGACUGUCAAGCAUGAUGUAUAUUGAUUGAUGUCACUCUUUGGACGGAGAAGCUCGGCUCGCUGUGCGCUUGCGACCGAUAUCGAUUGUCAUGUCUCCCCAAGGACAGAAGAUAUCAAGUGCCUGAUAGUCUAAGGGUUGCGGUCCAGCUCCCGAAAAGAAUCCAAAAGCUGGCAUUGAUCAGCAAAAGCACGCCCACAGUCUACCAUCACAUCAUCUUUGUGGCUCUUGACACAGCGGAAUGAGAAUGAUGCAGGCGCUGCUAGUCAAUAGCAAAAGUAUAUAAAUAGACCAAAAUGACCCAAAAGGCGCAAAUACUAGUAUAUUCGUUUGAAAUACAUCACAACAUUUUCAGACACGCCAGGGUUGACAAACUGGCACUGGAAAGGGAAAGUGCCCUCCUGUUACUGUCUUGUCAGCAAAUGAUAUCUCACACUACUUCCCCCCGAUAUUGAAGCGAUGUU
This is a messenger RNA of Exophiala dermatitidis NIH/UT8656, 3305 nucleotides long. RefSeq lists its product as uncharacterized. The record is from RefSeq and is a predicted model, not a curated record. Gene Ontology annotation, biological process: transmembrane transport. Gene Ontology annotation, cellular component: membrane. The coding region runs from base 1264 to 2868 and encodes 534 amino acids. Gene Ontology annotation, molecular function: transmembrane transporter activity. The transcript has 3 exons. NCBI's taxonomy places the organism in Eukaryota, Fungi, Ascomycota, Eurotiomycetes, Chaetothyriales, Herpotrichiellaceae.